Cryptomeria japonica (Japanese cedar) is the source of this 2448-nucleotide messenger RNA. RefSeq names its product preprotein translocase subunit SCY1, chloroplastic. Gene Ontology annotation, biological process: SRP-dependent cotranslational protein targeting to membrane, translocation. Gene Ontology annotation, molecular function: transmembrane protein transporter activity; signal sequence receptor activity. Gene Ontology annotation, cellular component: chloroplast thylakoid membrane. The transcript is spliced from 8 exons. The record is from RefSeq and is a predicted model, not a curated record. Bases 138 to 1820 code for a protein of 560 amino acids. Lineage: Eukaryota; Viridiplantae; Streptophyta; Pinopsida; Cupressales; Cupressaceae.
AAACAUAAAUUGCCACUCCAAAAGCAGAGGUCAGUCUGUCUGCUUUCUCCAUACAUAAUGAAAGGAUAACGGUUCAAUUGUGAGGACAGGACUUCCCAUCCUGCCUGCCUGAAAUAAAAAGUCCAGUCCAAGAAAUUAUGGCUUUAUCUAUACAAAUUUGCUGUAUAUACCCGGUAGCUUCACCAUCUGGGUUAUCCAGGCUCUCAGUUUCUCAAUAUCAGAGACACCCAUGUCUGAAAAAUUCGUCUACUUUUCACAGGAAGAGUCCAAUCUGUGAAGCAGCUUUCACUGUGAACAAGAGUAGCACUAAAACUAACUGGGGAUUCCAUUUGCCCUUCAUCAGAAACUGUCAGCAGCUAGAAGGCACACAAUUCGAUCCGCUUGGUAUUAAUGAGGAGGCAAAUAGCAAUUUACAAAGUUUUUGGGAAGAUUUUAUGAUGAUUUUUAGUCCAUCAAGAGAAUACAGUCUAAGUCUCAAGCAAGAUAAAACGUCGUCGACCAGGGGAGCAGCAGCGGCCAUUGAAGACAGUUCUAUUGAUGUAAGUGACUUUUUUAAGGGUCCACUUCCUGGAAAGUUCCUGAAGCUUCUUGGGUAUCUUGCCCUGUCCCGAAUUGGGACGUACAUUCCUUUAGGUGGAGUUAACAGGGCAGCCUUUGCAGGUAACUUGGAUCAGAACAGCUUCUUGAGCACUCUGGAUUCAUUUUCAGGGGGUAGCAUUGGCCGUGUCGGUAUAUGCUCUCUUGGUAUCGUUCCAUUCAUCAAUGCACAGAUUGUAUUUCAGCUUCUUGGUCAGAUUAUUCCUAAAUUGCAGGAACUUCAAAAAAAAGAGGGGGAAGCUGGAAGGAAGAAGGUCCUUCAGUGGACUCGCUAUGCAUCUGUUGGUUUUGCAAUUGUUCAAGCAGUAGGACAAGUACUAUACAUUCGCCCUUAUGUCAAUGAUUUCAGCACAGAAUGGGUACUUUCAUCAGUUACCUUGUUGACUUUGGGUGCAAUUAUUACUACGUAUAUAGGGGAGAAGAUAACUGAGCUGAAGCUUGGAAAUGGAACAUCUCUCUUGAUUUUUACAAGCAUUUUGUCAUAUUUUCCAGCAUCAAUUGGAAGAACAGUGGCACAGGCUCUCCAGGAUGGGAACUAUCUUGGUUUGAUUGCUAUUAUUCUCUCCUUCUUCUUGCUGGUUCUGGGUAUUGUUUAUGUUCAGGAAGCUGAAAGAAAACUUCCAAUCAAUUAUGCAUCAAGGUAUAAUCUUAGAAGUGGAGGGCUUCAAAAUACAGCAUAUCUUCCUUUCAAGGUGAAUAGUGCAGGAGUUAUGCCGAUAAUCUUUUCAACUUCAUCAUUGGCCCUUCCAGGAACUUUAGCACGCUUCACUGGUCUUAAUGUUUUGAAGAAUGCCGCUGUUUCUCUGGCCCCAGGAGGUCCUUUGUAUCUCCCAACAAAUGUGCUGCUUAUUGCAUUCUUUAACUACUAUUACACUUUCCUUCAGUUAGAUCCUGAUGAUGUUAGUGAACAGUUGAAGCGCCAGGGUGCUUCUAUUGCUUCAGUUCGUCCAGGGAAAAUGACAGCAGUGUUCAUAAAAACUGUACUUUCCCGCAUAUCUGUCCUAGGAUCUGCUUUUCUUGCAGUAAUGGCAGCAGGUCCAGCCGUUGUUGAGCAACUGACACAUUUGACUGCGUUUCGAGGGUUUGCUGGCACAUCAGUUCUCAUUCUUGUUGGCUGUGCUACAGAUACAGCUAGGAAGGUCCAGGCAGAAAUAAUAUCACAGAAGUACAAGAACAUAGAGUUCUAUGACAUUGAUAAUGAUAGUGAGAGUGGGUUCAGGUAAUUACAAUGUGAUAUUGGGGACAGUUCUUUAUGCCCUUAAUAUAUUUAGCCCCAAUAUUAUGGUUCCUGAACUUUUCUUGCACUUUACAUUAUUCCAAUGCAAGGGCCUUGGAUAGAAUUUUACAAAGGUUCAAGCCUUGUAAAUUUUAAACCCAUGCUCCAAAAGUGAGUUAUUUUGCACUCGAUAGGGUUUCACUUUGUAAGUUCCGAUAUAUAUCUCUCAGUUGGGAAGCAAGCCACAUGUAAAACUACUUGCGAGUUACUGGCCUCUUGAGUUCAGAAGCAUCCAUAAAGCUCCCAACGUUUGUCAUAGACAAACACCAAUUGAAGUUACAGGGGCUUUUGUGAGUACCAUUUAAAGGCAUGUGGACUUAACACAAUUCAUCUACAUUAGUUAUGAUGGUUAAUGUAUAAUACACCAAUAUAAGCAUGCCCACAAGCCUAAUGUAUUCGGGAUCAUUUGUAAAUUUAGCAUUAAAAAGGAAAGUGAAAAUUUAGAGUACAUCCUCAUUCCCUUGGAGAUAUUAUUUAUAGGAAAGAAGCUCUGUCGAAACAAUUCUUUGUAUUUGUCUAUUUCAACUUAAGCAAGUAUUUAAUUGAUAAUUUUGCAUGUUGAUGCAUUAAGGAUA